Messenger RNA from Naegleria lovaniensis, 669 nucleotides. RefSeq lists its product as uncharacterized. Bases 1 to 669 code for a protein of 222 amino acids. Lineage: Eukaryota; Heterolobosea; Eutetramitea; Acrasida; Naegleriidae. The transcript is spliced from 2 exons. The record is from RefSeq and is a predicted model, not a curated record.
AUGUACUACUCGAACUUGUUGGCUCAACAACCCUAUCAACAACCAGCAUCACCCUACUCUAACAACACUUCAAUUUUUGAAGCAACUUCAUCAUCAUCUCUGAAAUUCGGUUCGGAAUCUGCUUCUGAGCUCGUUCUUUCACAAUAUUCCCUCACAAAAGCCGACAUUGAUCAAACUUUAUCUCAACUGAACUCGGUGUUGACUCCACAUUACGAAAUUAGUAAAUCAUACACCAUUGCGUAUCUGGUCAUUAUUAGCUUGAGUAUUGGGCUUGCCUUGCCUACCAUGGGGUUGUCUGUAUUUCUCGUCAUGUUUGUUUUGUUUAUUCCAUCUUUGCAACAGAGCAAAAUGAAUCAAAAUCUCGAACAAGUGGUCAAACCAGCGCUCAGAGCGAUCAUCACCAAGGAGAAUGAAACCAAAUAUCUUAGAAGAAAUGUAGAAAUGUUUUUAGAACACAAAGGCUUUAUGGACAUUGUUAAUACUGGCCGAUACAUCACCCCAAAGUUGGAAAAGACGAUCGAAAUUUGUUUAAAGCCACUCCAAACGAUUGCUGUCGUUCUUCCACAACAAAAUGUAGCUCAAAUACAACCAACAGUUCCUCAACAAUUGAUGCAACCAUCUGAGCACAACUAUCCCGUGCAACAAACUUUAUCCGAUGACCGUAAAUAA